Molecule: messenger RNA, 1145 nt
Organism: Periconia digitata
Lineage: Eukaryota; Fungi; Ascomycota; Dothideomycetes; Pleosporales; Periconiaceae
Source: the annotation of a GenBank genome assembly
CUCCUGAGAUCCAUCAACCUCACCGACCACCCUUUUCCACACAACCACAACACAAAAUGGUUUCCUUCAAAGCACUCGCCUUCUUGGCUCUCUCUACCUCUGCUGCCGUAGAGGCACACAUGCGCCUAUCCUGGCCUCCACCACUUGCUGGAGACAACAACCCAAACACUGUCAAUGCCGACGCUUUCUUGCACUACCCAUACGGUUGCUGCGGUCGCGAAGUACCUGGCCGAUGCAACGGUCACCUCGACCUCCUGAACACGGACGAGGGCAAGCCUGUAGUCACCUGGGCUCCAGGACAGAAAGUCAACUUCACCCUUACCGGGCAGAAGGCUCAGGCUAAGGCUGACAACGUCGUUGGUGGAACUCACUACGGUGGUUCCUGCCAGGUGGGCUUCUCUACUGACGGAGGCAAAACGUUCAAGACCGCAACUACGUGGCAAGGCAACUGCCCCCUACGAAAGGGCGACAUCACCCCCAGCUCGCAGGUUUUCGACUUCACCGUCCCCGCCGAUCUCCCCGCUGGCGAGCGCACCAUCUUCAUCUGGAACUGGAUCAACCGCGAGCAGGAGAAAUUCGAGACCUGCGCCUCCGUCACAAUCUCUGGCUCCAACGGCGGCGGAGACCCCGACAAAGAGCCCGAGAGCUCCCCAGCACCAAGCUCAGCCCCUCAGCAACCGUCAGCAAGCGCUCCCCCUUCAGCGCCUUCUUCGGCAUCUACUUCCUCCGCACGUAAAGGCCGUCCCUCCAAGACCCAAUCCUCCGCCCCUCCCGCCAACACCGGCACCGGCGACAAAGCGCAAUACACACUCGAAGGAUGCACCUGCUCCUGCCCUUACCAGACCUGGUCUCAAGCCUGCGAAUGCUACGAGUGCGACUCGCCAUUGACGAAGCGCCACCUCGUCGAGCGCAAGGCCCUCGAGAUGCACAAUGAGGCCCAGCGCAAUGCCGCAAAGCUCAAUGUGCCGCACCGCCGCGCAGAGUCCGUCGCCUGGAGCUCCCGCCCAGACAUGCUUCUUGACAUCGACUUUGCGGGCGCCGCUUGCAAGUCCCAGGGCAACCCUGUCGAGUUGCAGUUUCCCAACCCGGGCCCAGACGUCGUCAAGGGCGAUGGAGAGUACAAACUCGGUACCCCUUCCUGCUAG